Molecule: messenger RNA, 1068 nt
Organism: Miscanthus lutarioriparius
Lineage: Eukaryota; Viridiplantae; Streptophyta; Magnoliopsida; Poales; Poaceae
Source: the annotation of a GenBank genome assembly
AUGCCUCCCAAUCGCCGCCGCCGCCGCGGUCACGAGUCUGAACACGAUGAUAAUGUGUUCAGGUUCCGGGAGGACAAGGAGCAUGAGGCUAAGCUUGCAUCUGCACAAACGCUGCUAGAGGCGUCGUCGUCCUUGCCUGCCUCACAGGCAGAGGCAUUACCUCAGGUGUCGCAGCUAUCAGUAUCAGGACACUGCCUUUCCUCGCCUCCAGUGUCACGCAUAUGGGAGCGGCUGCGGCGUGAUUGGGGACGCCGGUUUUAUAUCAGGCUCGAUCUUCAGGGAUAUUUCCAUACGAAUCCUGAUGUGGGUGGGCCAUUUCAGAACUUAGAGGAAACCGACAAGGCCAUUGAUCGCUAUCUCGAGGACCGCCGGGAUCCAAAGAUGUGUGUGGAGCAAGAUAAGGCUAUAAGACAAUGUCUUUACUGGCCUGAUGGCACAAUCAAGAGGCGUACAACAUCAGCUAUAACUGAGAAAUCCGAAAUGUGUCAAUUUGUUCAAGCUUUAGUGGACAAGUAUAAUGAGGAUUAUAAUCUUUUGGAGGAUCUUGCACACGAAUUCAAAGACGUUUUACACUAUCAGUCAAUUUGUGAGAACCUGACUUUGUACUAUCAUCUCAAUUUCACUACAAAGAUUAAAGGGGGUGGUCCUAAUGAAUGUAGUAUGGAUAAUCUUUUCUUUGUGGAAGUGAAAUGUAUGACACAAGGAAAGUUUAAAGAACAGGUGGUUAACUGUUUCUGCACAGUUAAUCUGAGUGACAAUGGUCGCUGCUAUGGUUGCACCAGAGAUGGAGAUGUUGGUAUGAAGCACCCUAACAGUUCUGAUGGAUACAGUGCUGGUCACUUGAAUGUGGGUUUGCCAUUUGGAUACUUUGCAAAGUGGAAGAGGGAUUAUGAGGAUGAGGAUGAGGAUGAUGAUAAAUAUGUGAAAGCUAGGGAAGCUGAGCUAAGGGAGAUGUUCAAGGGCUUUGAUACAACCCCACCAACUACAGCUAUACCACCACCCAUUCCACACCUGAAGCUAGGCCAGCAAUUCACAAAUUUUAUACAAGAAGGGAUCACAAUGUGCUGA